CUCCCCAUCCGGGUCCCUCCGUGCGGUGUAGCAGGUCGGUAGGCGGGAAAUGGCGACUGGCUGCUGAGCGGCUGCGGAGCGCGGAGCCCCGCUGGCGGUGUAAACACAGCGGCGCCCGCCCGCCCGCCCGCCCCGGCCCGGCCCGGCCCGGCAGCGGGGGACCCGGACACCGGGGGCCCGCCUCCCCGGCACCCCGCACCCGCAGCUUUACAUGUGGCACACAUGAAAAUGAGGCUGAGAACGCGGAAAGCUUCUCAGCAAUCCACUCAGCUCCACACACAACGUGCUCUGAGGGCCAAGAGGAAACAUUCAGAGGUGGAAGAAACCUUACCUGGUGGUGGGGGAAAACCCCAGAAAAAUGAGAGUGGCUUGUUGUCUUCAAUCAAAAAGUUCAUUAAAGGGAGCACACCCAAGGAAGAAAGAGAAAACCCUGCAAAAAGAAGUAGGAUUGAACGGGAUAUAGAUAACAACUUGAUCACAUCCACCCCUCAGACAGGAGAGAAGCCCAACAAACACCUCUCCAGAGUGCGGAGGAAAAGUCAGAUGAAUGGAGAAGCUGGAAGUUACGAAAUGACAAACCAACAUGUAAAGCAGAAUGGAAAAUUAGAAGAUAAUCCUUCCACUGGCAGUCCCCCACGAACCACAUUACUGGGAACUAUAUUUUCUCCUGUUUUCAAUUUUUUUUCACCAGCAAAUAAAAAUGGAACAUCAGGAUCAGAUUCUCCAGGGCAAGCUGUUGAAGCUGAAGAAAUAGUCAAACAGCUUGAUAUGGAACAGGUGGAUGAGAUUACUACAAGCACUGCAACAUCAACCAAUGGAGCAGCUUACACCAGCCAGGCAGUGCAGGUCAGGUCUGCUGUCAACAAUGGCUUGGAAGAGGUGGAGGAAACAGCUGACCGUGACCUGCCACCCCUCACAGCACCAGUAUCUCCAGACAGUGGCUACUCAUCAGCUCAUGCAGAAGCCACCUAUGAGGAAGACUGGGAAGUCUUUGACCCAUAUUAUUUCAUCAAACAUGUUCCACUACUAACAGAAGAACAACUAAACAGGAAGCCAGCUCUUCCACUGAAAACAAGAAGCACACCAGAAUUCUCAUUAGUUUUAGAUUUGGAUGAAACAUUAGUGCACUGUAGUCUAAACGAAUUAGAAGAUGCUGCACUCACUUUUCCAGUUCUUUUUCAAGAUGUCAUUUACCAGGUUUAUGUCCGGUUAAGGCCGUUCUUCCGAGAAUUCCUGGAACGUAUGUCUCAGAUUUAUGAGAUCAUUCUUUUUACUGCUUCUAAGAAGGUGUAUGCAGACAAGUUAUUGAACAUCCUAGACCCCAAAAAGCAGCUGGUCAGGCAUCGACUUUUCCGUGAGCAUUGUGUUUGUGUACAAGGAAAUUACAUCAAGGAUUUGAACAUUCUUGGUAGAGACCUUUCCAAAACGAUCAUCAUUGACAAUUCACCGCAAGCCUUUGCUUAUCAGCUUUCAAAUGGAAUUCCUAUAGAAAGCUGGUUCAUGGAUAAAAAUGACAACGAGCUCCUAAAACUGAUUCCAUUUCUGGAGAAACUUGUAGAACUGAACGAAGAUGUCCGACCUCACAUCAGAGACAGAUUUCGCUUGCAUGACUUGCUACCCCCUGACUAAAGCCUUUUGUCUCGUGACUGAAGGGGGAGAAAAUGCAGGACCCUUUUGGACUAAAACAAAACAUUGCCAUUACUGUUGAAAUUUUGCAUUUUUGUACCCCGUCUUGCUUUUCUUAUCUUUGGUGCCCAACAAUAAUCAAGGGUUACAGGAAGAGACUUUCUCUAUCUGAGGUGGAAGACAUUCAGUACAAUACAGUACAACGCAGUGGGGAGGCUAGAACAGAAAAGUCUUUAGAACUAGUGCAACUCCAACAAAGUUUUUUUAUGUACAGGACAUCUGCAGUUUAUAAAGAAUUCUGUUUCUGCCACCAGCAGUUUGACCUGUAGAAACACAGGAUUUUAUGAUAUAACAGAGAUUGAAAAUGGACUCUGAUUUUCUCUCUGUUCGGUGCUCUAAGUGGGUUUGUAGCCACUUUUCUGUUACUUUUAAGAUUCUCAUUUCAACAGGAAUGGCCAGUAAAAGUUGUUUUAUUUUUCCUGUUAAGGUUUAUAACCUUUUUACAUCUUUGACCUGUAUUAGAUUAGAAUUUCAUUAUGCAUUCCUUUUAGUUGAGGCGCUUCAUAGUUUUUCUGGAAAUAGCCAAAUUUUCUUAGUUUUUUAUUAAACAGUUGGAUGGCCGUUUUCCUGCUUCGUCUGCCUGCAUACUGUAUAUUUGUUUAAAGAUAUUCUCUAGUUUUAGCCCAUGUAAGUUUCAUUUAGAAAGAAAGAAAACAAAAGAAACCCCAACCCUGCAUUUAUAUUUUCUUUCUGUAAUAUUCUACUGUAGUCGAAACCUUUUAAAAAAAAAAAACCACAAAAAAACAACCACACAAAUCAAGAGACUGGCUAGAUAAGAAGAAUAUAAGAAUUACUAAUGCUCAGAAUAUUUCAGACCAUUGUGGUGGCACGUGCUGAUGGACAAGGAGUACCUCAGGCUCUGCUGUGCACGCAGAUCUCUCGAGGAGAAGCAGCUCGGUCACCUCUGAGGUUCCAUGCAAUUCCACUGCUGCUGCCUCCUCCUCGUUCCCUCCAGGGCUGAAGUGUUCUGCAGGGUGCAGGGUCUGGGGGUGCCUGGGUGCCCCCCUGGGUACAAUCAGCUGCAGGGAGGGGGUGCAGAGUGCUGGGGGGCAGCAGAGCCCAGGCCAGGGUGCAGUCUGUGCUAUGACAGUGGUUCCCAUGCCACGUGGAAAUGGUCUCUCAGCCUUGGGUCUCUAAUGCAGCUGGGACAAGAGGUGGAUAUUUUUAUAAUGGGUGUAAUCUCCUUUUCCUGGAGGCUUUUUAUGGAAGGUAUAAUUUGUAGAAGUCUGGAUGCUUUGCCUCUCGACUGCAUUACCACGCCACGGGCUCAGACUGUUUUUGUGUAAAAGAUGUCACAGAACGGCACUUUUUCUAAAGAGAAGUUUGAUAUUUUGUAUGCUUGUUAAGAAAGUACAGUAUUGGAAAUUAAAGGUGGACAACUGAUAAUUGAGAAGUAUGUCAAUUAAUUUUUUAUGUAUAUUACCUGUUUACUUGUACAAUUUUAUUGUACAAAUUACAUGCAGCUUCAUUUUCAAAUGAGUCCUUAAAAUAAGGAAAAUCUUUUUAGGAAAACAUUUAAUUUUUGUAUUUUUGAUUUUAAAAGGCAUGAGUUAUGUCAACUUUUUCCAGUGUAUUAAUGAAGAUUUUAACUUUUCAUCAGGUUGAGUGUUUUCUUACUAUAUUAUCUGUUGUGUAUGUAGCUAGCACAUUGUGUCACUGAACUGUUUAGAGAAUUAGCAUGUAGAGCAAAGCCUGUUUUGUGGAAAAUCCUUAUUCAUUAAAAAAAAAGAAAAAAAAAUCAUCAUGGCAGAUUUUCUGCAAAAAGUGAAAACAUUUGCAAUUCAGAAUACUGAUUUUUUUUGUAUUUAAAGAAAGGUAUUUUGCUUGCAGGAAAGAAAUACUACAGAUUCAUUUUAAUGAGAAUCUUUUAAAUGUAUUUAUCUUUAGGGCAUCUGGGCAUCUUUACGCUGUUUGUCUUAUGUCUUUAUUGAAAUAAAAUGUACAUAACAU
Messenger RNA from Calypte anna (Anna's hummingbird), 3636 nucleotides. RefSeq names its product CTD small phosphatase like 2 (gene CTDSPL2). Gene Ontology annotation, molecular function: phosphoprotein phosphatase activity. The transcript has 13 exons. The coding region runs from base 223 to 1629 and encodes 468 amino acids. The record is from RefSeq and is a predicted model, not a curated record. Lineage: Eukaryota; Metazoa; Chordata; Aves; Apodiformes; Trochilidae.